AUGUCUUCGUCCGAUGUGCAACGUCCUCUGUGGGGGCAUGCCAUCCAAGACUCUGACAGUGCUCGACUGGAGAGUUUGAACGAGGCAUUGAGCACGCAAAAGUAUUUGGCCGGGUUUCACGGCGAUACACUCAUUGGGAAUAAAGUUGUUUCUAAGGUCGGGCUUUUGGACGACCUAAAGAGCAUCCUGGAGCUCAAGAACGUACCCAGCAUUGUGGCAGUCUUGGUCAACUAUCUCAAAGAACGUCGCCUCGACAUCAAAGCUGGUGCAUCGUUGCUGGCAGCCGUGUCGAACAACAGUGUAGCCAGGGCCGAUAUCAUCGAAAAGCAGGUCAAGAUCAAGUACGACCGCAUGCUGCACCCACCCUUGAGUUACUUGGGCGAUGCUUUUAAGUACCGGACCGCCGAUGGCAAGUUCAACAGCGCCAUCAACCCACACCUCGGCCAAGCCGGAGCUCCUUACGCCAAAACCGUACCUGCGAAGACUCAUCCCCUCGGAGCCUUGCCAGAUCCAGGAGACCUUUUCGACCAAUUAAUGGCAAGAGAGGAAAAUGGCCGUCCAAGUCAAUCAGGCUUGUCCAGCAUGCUCAUAUACCAUGCCACCAUCAUCAUCCACGAUCUCUUCCGCACCAAUGACAACGACAAGAACAUUUCUGAUACGUCGUCAUACCUCGAUCUGUCGCCACUGUACGGCUUCACAGAGGAGAUGCAGCGCAAGGUUCGUGACGAAACGUAUGGCCUUGGUUUGCUCAAGCCAGACACCUUUGCAGAGGACCGACUGCUUCGUCAACCGCCGGGAGUCUGUAUUAUGCUGGUCAUGUACAACCGGUACCACAACUACGCAGCAACACAACUUCGGCGCAUCAACGAAAACGGCCGCUUUUCAGUCCCCAGAGAAUACCGGGAGGCCAAGUUCAUCGCAGCAGCGAAAUACUUUGACAAAGAUAGGCUGUUGGAGAACAUCGACAACCAGGAAAUCCUGAAGAGAUUCAUAGAUGCCAACAAGGUAUUUGAGAGCAACGGUCGGAUUCGCACCAAGGAGUACCAAGAUGCGGAGAAUGCCCUCGAUGUCUUCAUCAAUAAGGUCCAGCCAGACGAAAAGCAAGUCCAAGCCUUCAAGGACAGCUACGACGCAGCCUGGAAGAAGCUGGACGACGACCUUUUCCACACCGCUCGACUAAUCACAUGCGGCCUUUACAUCCAGGUCUCCGUUCACGACUACCUCAGGGCAUUGAUGGGCUUCCACCAGUACGACACGAACUUCACCCUUGAUCCGAGAGUGAAUCAAUCGGAGGCCAAGGAGGUAUCGCGGGGCCUGGGCAACCAGGUAACGGUUGAGUUCAACCUGCUCUAUCGGUUCCACUGCGCCAUCUCGCGGGGCGACGAGGAAUACCUUGAGAACUAUCUGGAGGAGUACUUUGAGAAGCAUUCCAGGUCGGACUGGAACCCAAAGGAAAUGGGAUUACAGGAGUUCCUCAUGGAGAUGGGCCAGGCGCGGGAGCGGAGAAAGAAUGAUCCUCCCGUCAAACCUUGUGAUAUUGAGUUUGGACUCAAAAACAAGGACGAAGACGAAGCCAGGAAGAAGAUGGCCUUCAAGCGUGACCCCAUCACCAAGCUCUUCAAUGAUGAGCAAAUGGUAGAACACCUCACCAAGGUGAUGGACGAGCCAAUCUCGAAUUUCGGCCCCAGGAACGUACCUCGAUCUCUGAAAGCCGUCGAGGUCAUGGGUAUCCUCCAGGCGCGCAAGUGGGGAGUUGGAACGCUGAACGACUUCCGUGAGUUUUUCGGGAUGAAGCGUCACACAACGUUUGAGAGUGUCUCAGGCUGUGUUGAGGUUCAGAAUGCACUUCGGGACCUUUAUGAGCACCCAGACAAGAUCGAGUUUUAUCCUGGUGUCUUUUGCGAGUCGGACGCGAGCCAAAGUGCAGAUCCAGGGCCAAGUGACGUUGAUUCGGCGUUAUGGGCCGCCAUCUUCUCCGAUGCUAUCACUCUCGUGCGGUCGGAUCGGUUUUACACCCUUGAUUGGAACACGAACUCGCUCACCUCCUGGGGUAUGAAGGAGGUAACCCCAGAUAACGAUGUGCUCAAGAGCUCUGUAUUCCAUCGACUUCUGCAACGAUCGUUCCCGGAGUGGUUCCCCAGCACGUCGGUCCGCUUCUUCCAUCCCUUCUACACAGCCCAGAAGAAUGCCGAGUACGCAACGGCGCAGGGCUACGACAAAGACUUUGCCAUCAAACCUACUGUGGAGAAGUCUGAACGGAACUGGUCCGGACCAGCAACGGUCACGCAGACGUUCGACACUUCAGCCUCAAAUCCUCGCAAGCCUGUCCAGCCCAAAAUUCUCACUGAUCCUCGUCAAAUCAUGGAAGUCCUCAACGAUACAGACAACAUUGUUCAUCCAGUCCGUCUGGAGCCCGAGAUUCUCCCCGCCAAGGUCGCCGAGGUUCUGGCUGUGCGCGAACAAGAAGACACGGCCGAUGGUAGAAAGUCACAUGGCGAACACCGGAAAGAGAUUGAUACUGAUACCGACGACUUGAUGACAUACUUCACCGACCUCAUGAGAGAUAUCAUCAGGCGUGAAUCUGUCGUGAUGAAACCGGGACAAAGAAAUUCGGAAGUCGAUCCGAUCUAUCAGCUCGAUGUCACUAGAGACUUUGCCGUCCCCGUUGUCACUCGGUAUGUUGCUGACUUUCUUGGAUUCGGACAUCUCGUAAAGUCGGAGAAGAACCUGCAUGCGAAGUACUCAGAGAACGAGAUUUACCAGCAUAUCACCAACUGCCAUCUCUACUUUUCGUACAACGCCGACGAGACCAAGCUUCCAAAACGGCGCAAGAUGUUCAAAGACUCAAUGAGCUUCCUCUUCGACCUGACACUCAACGAGGGGAACGUUGCCGAAGUGAAGAAGUUCCGUCUCACACGGGCGCUCCAGAGUGUUGGAUCAUGGCUCUGGAGAUCUGCAGCCGGCGACAACAACAACCCAAUGAGCGAGCUCGGUUUGGAAGUUUCUCAACAGCUCUUGCAACAACAGAAGGGCGACACUGGUAGAGUGGCGGCGAUUUUGUUGCUCCUUGCUCUCGACAGCUCGUAUACCUCGGUUCUUGCCUUCACUUCGGUUCUGGAUUCGUUCAUCAACGGACUAUACACGCUGGCAGCCAAGGAACCAAAUCCUUCAUCAGGAGUUACAGAAAAUAAGAGUUGCAACUGGCGUGAUGUCCAACGUCUCGCGUGUGCCGAGUUUCUUCCGGAUGUGUCGACCAAUACCUUUGACGAUAUCAAGAAGAUCGUCUUGAAAGCGCAACGGGAGAGCAUGAAGCUACCCAUCCUACGCAAGGCGCGCAUAACUUGCGUAGUGAAGGGGAGUGAGCCUGUGUUGACCGUGGAGAAAGAUCAGCUAAUCAUUUGUGACAUUAACCCCGGUGAUCAGGAGUAUAAGGACGAUGUGCCAACCUACCACACCAGCUUCACCGAGAGGUUCACUGAAUACCACCCCAAAAACCUCGCUGAAAACAGUCUGACCGCCAUGAUCAAAGUCCUAGCCCAGCUCAAGGACCUCAGACGAGGCAACGACACCCAAGGCCAUUUGAAGAAAAUCGGACUCGACUCGUCAUACGCGACUUAUACUAACUUCAUGGCACCACAACGUAUCAAACAUAUCAAGACCCAAGUAAGGGCCAAGAUUGCAGAGGCCGACGAAGCCGACGACUUGACGAUGGCCGACAAGCUGAAGGAGACGUACCACCUCGACAGACUGCAAUGCCCUGCAACGGACACGUACAUGACCCCUGAGUGGGACGAGAUGAUUCCCUUCCCAACUACCUGGAAGGUCAGAUUCAACGGCUACGGGGAGUCGACGUAUGGUGGCGAGAAAUUGCCUCUUCUCCAGCCACGGCUGGUGCCGGAUAAUUUCCCCCCCUUCUACGAGCUUCCUGGCGGACCAAGUCGUAUGGGAGGUUCGUUCGGAGAGCCAAUCCACCCAUAUCCCUCGAAGCCUCAGGAGAAGUCGACCAGCAGAGAGGAACAUGGUGAACAUGUUCUGUAUAUGGAUCGCGGCAGUGAUGCGGGUGACUCUGCCAUUGAUAUAGAUGAGGGCUGUCGUAAGGAGAUGCCGAAGGGAGUUACAAAUGGGUGCGGCAUCGGAAUAUGAGCCAGCCCAUCAGGUCAGGAGAGUUAGAUUUGCGUUGUACGGAAUCCAUUGGUGAGCGUUUUGGGCAUGCUUCUCCAGAGAGAUAAAUAGGUAGGGUGAAGUCAGGUCACCUUGUG
Neurospora crassa OR74A is the source of this 4259-nucleotide messenger RNA. RefSeq lists its product as hypothetical. Gene Ontology annotation, biological process: response to oxidative stress. NCBI's taxonomy places the organism in Eukaryota, Fungi, Ascomycota, Sordariomycetes, Sordariales, Sordariaceae. The transcript has 4 exons. Gene Ontology annotation, molecular function: peroxidase activity; heme binding. The record is from RefSeq and is a predicted model, not a curated record. The coding region runs from base 1 to 4143 and encodes 1380 amino acids.